Molecule: messenger RNA, 511 nt
Organism: Racocetra persica
Lineage: Eukaryota; Fungi; Glomeromycota; Glomeromycetes; Diversisporales; Gigasporaceae
Source: the annotation of a GenBank genome assembly
UAGAAGUUGCUCUGAACUGCCUAAUAUUCGAAAUAAUUCUUCUGCUAAUAAUCAGCUGUCAAAUAAUAGUAAUAAUGGCAUUAAUAAUGGUAAUAAUCCGAAUGGAACAACUCCUCAGAAAACUUUACAAGCACUAUUGGCAUUAAUAAAUAAUUCGGGAAUAAGUAAUAACUCAGAGAAUCAAACUUCAUAUUUAAGCAUACCGGAAGAAGAUGGACCACUAUUUCUACCUACCAAAAGAUCUAUUCGUCCCAGAUCUAUAGUGAAUACACUGAUCCUUCAAAAAAGGCAAGCUAAAACUAAAAUAGUGAAUUUAAUCGACCUUGAAGAAACUGGAGGAAAUAAAGACCCUGAUGUUGAAAUGGAAGAAGUUAAUGAAGCCCAAGAAAACCAAGAAUUACCAGACCCCAUUGCCCAAAAUCAAGAGAAGGUUGACUUAGUUGAGUCAUGUGAUGCAAGUAAAGUCGAAUCACCUAAAGUAAAUAAAAAAGAAGAUGUGAAAGUAGUUUAG